AAAUCGACCAUCAAUAAAAAAAUUUAAAUCUUUUCAAAAAAAACGCGGACAUAUACAGCUACUAAAUGCCAGACACAAAUUCUUGAUAGUGCAAGGGAAUGAACGGCUAUAUAUAUACAACUCUGGAUAUGCUGCUCUAUGAUUAUUUUGAAUGGAAGAGUCGUAUUUGAAUUCUGUGUUCAAAAUUCUGGGUAGGGUUAUUAGGGUUUCUGUGCAAUAAAUUUGUAGUUCAACAUCAAAUUCUUCUUUUAAUCUUGAUAAAAAUGGCGUCGUGCUCUUCAAGAAUUUAUGCUCCCCAGCACAGUCUUGUGCUUGGCUUGGCUAGCAUUAACAGGAGCCGUGCAGGGAUUCUUAGUAAGAGGCAUCUUUCAGGUUGCAGUGAUUUAAUUGAAGUAAGAAUAGGAUCUACUGAUUCUCUGCAGAAAGCACAUUUACGUGAGAAGAAGAAGAAUAAGGGGCCCUCCUAUAGAAAUGUGCAAACUAAUGGCCGGGAGUUGCAGACCGAUGAUAUAGAGAAGCCUAAGAUUGCUAUUUUGCUCGAAGUCGAAGGGGUCAUCGCUGAUGUUGGUUUCUCAGGCAAUUACCAUGCAUUUAAUGUAGCUUUCCAGAAACUAGGAUUGAACUAUGCAAGUUGGACACGUCCAGUUUAUAUGAACCUACUAAGGAAAGCAGGUGGAGAUGAUAAAAGGAUGCUAUUUUUGUUUUUUGAUAGGAUUGGAUGGCCGACAUCAUAUCCAACAAAUGAGAAAGAAUCAUUUCUAAAAAACCUUUUGCGGGAAAAGCGUUGUGCUUUGGAAGAUUAUGUUAGAUCCAGCAGCUUAUCGUUGCGGCCAGGAAUUGAGAAGUUUAUGGAUGAUGCAUUUGAGGAACAAAUACCGGUCAUUAUAUUAUCUGCAUACAGUAGGAAUGGAGAAGAAACUGCUAGUUACAUUGUUGAGAAAUUGGGAUCAGAAAGAAUUUCUAAAACUAGAAUAGUGGGUCAAGCAGAGGUUGACAAAAGCUUUUAUGGACAAUUAAUAUUGGGAAAAGGAAUCUCUGCUGGGACAGAUGAACUUUUAGCAAAAGAAGUGGCAAAAGCUGUUGCUGGUGAGAAGCAAAGAGUAGCAGAAGAGGUGGCAUCCAUGUUGAACCUGAGUGUAGAAAUUGAUACAACUCCAGAUGAAAUGUUGAAAAAGAUAAUUGCAUCCUUGCGUGCAGGAGCAGAAUAUACUGAUAUACCACUUCAAAAUUGCAUCCUUCUGUCAGGAUGCCAAGCAGGAGUAUGUGCAGCUCAGCGCAUAGGAAUGCCUUGCAUUGUCAUUCGGAGCAGUUCCACAUCCAGGGCAGAGUUUCCCUCCGCAAGGGCUGUCGUAGAAGGAUUUGGAUAUGGAGAAUUGACUGUUUCUAAAAUAUGCAGGAUGGCAAAAUAGCAAGACAUCAUUUAUAUGGUUACCUGUUUCUUGAUCUGCAUGGAAAAGUAGCUGUUGAAGUUUUUGAAAGAUCGGUGAAGCAGUAAUACAUGAGCACACUUAAAGCUAAUGUGCAACUGUAAAUGCAUUCAGUCAAAAUGUUAAUUGAAAAAUCAAAAUGAUAUUUUGGGGCAUGCACUUUCAGUAUGGCACAGGUCCAAUCUUCUGGCAUGCUCCCCAGAGUUAUACAUUGUUGAAUUUAAGAUAUUGAUAUUUUAGAAUGUUUUGUGCAUCUUUGAGCUACAAGUGUUCAGACGUUUUUGUGUGACUCAGAAGAAAAUCAUUUUUAUUGCUGCAGUCAUGUUUUGAAAUACCUACCAGGGACCUUUUCAAACGAUAAGUUUCUCAUGGAAUAGGAAUACAAGUAUAUUUCUUGUACUCGUGGUUAUAAUUAUUUAAGAUUUCUUAAACUCCUGACAUUGAAGUUAAAUACUCUUGUUGGCAAGUAUAUCAACACAACUCAAGAAUGAAGUUCUUUGGGUCUUGGCAAUCUAUGUCUUUUACCUUAGCAAUGAUUGGUGGAGUUGAACCUGAUAUCGUCAUGACUUAUACAUGAAUUUCC
Cryptomeria japonica (Japanese cedar) is the source of this 2010-nucleotide messenger RNA. RefSeq names its product CBBY-like protein. The record is from RefSeq and is a predicted model, not a curated record. Gene Ontology annotation, molecular function: hydrolase activity. The transcript has 11 exons. The coding region runs from base 264 to 1409 and encodes 381 amino acids. NCBI's taxonomy places the organism in Eukaryota, Viridiplantae, Streptophyta, Pinopsida, Cupressales, Cupressaceae.